Lycium barbarum (goji berry) is the source of this 1206-nucleotide messenger RNA. Its product is annotated as LEAF RUST 10 DISEASE-RESISTANCE LOCUS RECEPTOR-LIKE PROTEIN KINASE-like 1.1. The record is from RefSeq and is a predicted model, not a curated record. Bases 593 to 922 code for a protein of 109 amino acids. Lineage: Eukaryota; Viridiplantae; Streptophyta; Magnoliopsida; Solanales; Solanaceae. Gene Ontology annotation, biological process: protein phosphorylation. The transcript has 5 exons. Gene Ontology annotation, molecular function: protein kinase activity; ATP binding.
AUCAUUUUUUCCAAAUCGGAACGGAAGUUACAUCCAUUCUCUUCUCCUAAUCAAUGGAAAGCUUGGAAAAAUUGAGGAAGGAAUUGGAGCGUUGGGAUUAUUCGGCGUAUUACUAUCAAAAGCACAACUAUUAUGAGUCGAAAAAGAAAGCCGGUUAUAUGUUGCUUGACUCGUUUAUGAGUAGCUGUUCCAAAAUGGAGGAGGCCUUGAACAAAUCUCUUUGGGUAAUGAAACUGACACCUGUGAGAAAUGCUGAGCCUUAUAGCUUUCAGGAUUUGAAAGAUUUGACCGACAAGACUAUUGCCAACUUUUAAUCGACAAGACUAUGUACGGGAGGAUGUUCGUAGGUCAUGAUGAAUGCAAUGUUGCUAUCAAAACAUAGGAUUUCUUUGUUCCACAGCAAUGCUGUUAUCCUGACCAUCAGUCUAGAUUUUGUAACGAGCUUGAAAUACUGCCGGCUGAAAACCAACAUCCAUGUUUGAUGAAGACAAAGGGGUUCUGUUUUCAGUACAUACUUGCAGUGGUUUAUGACGAAAUUACCAACUAAACUUUUGUCACGGAAAAAUUUGAAUGGGAAUUAUGGGAUGGUAGAAUGAAGGUGGCGAUUCAACUUGCAUGUCUCUUCGCCUGGUUUCAUGAGAGGCGAUUUGCAUUUGGUAGUGUCAGGCCUUCUGGCAUAAUGAUUGACAAGAAUUUCAACAUAAAAGUAUUCGACUUUGGUUUCCUUGCUCCUGUCAGGGUGGAGGAUAACGGAGUUCCCGUGUAUUAUUCUCGUUACGUAGAUGCUCGCGAGGCUAGAGCUAGAUACGGUGUUCGGACUUUAAAAGCUGAUGUUUCCAUAUUUGGUGUUCUACUUGUGGAAUUGCUUGGCAAUAACUACAGAGAUAUAAAGAGGAAAAUGGCACUCACUCCUGGAUUCUGAAGCAGCUCCAAGAAGGAAAAACAUCAAUAGUGGAUAAAUCAAUUCUGCAAGAUAAUGAUGAGCUUGCUAAUAGCAUCACAGAAAUAGCAGUGAAAUGUCUGAGUGAGGAUCCAAAUGAACGCCCACAUAUGGAGGAUGUCUUUGCCAAUUUGUCUAAUUUGGUAGGAGCAACUCCCAAUUAAGGAAGAACAAUGUUAAUUAGUAUUCUGUUGAUAAGAAUUAGUACUUAAUAUGAAUCAUUUAGUCUUCCCUUUUGUACAUUCACCAAUAAGGGUUGCGGUGCA